AUGUCGACCAACGAGGACUUUGUUUGCGCUUUGUGCCACGAGCUGAUUUACGAACCAGUGGUGCUGCCCUGCUCACAUGCGUUCUGCAGGGCCUGCCUGGUCGACUGCCUCCACCGUGGUCCCAGUUCUCGGCGCUGCCCCCUCUGCCGGAAGCUGCUUCACGCGACGAGCAAGGAGGACUUGAUACCCUGCGCCGCCUUUGCGACGCUCCUUGCCGAGCGCUUCCCAGAGGAGUAUGCAAGCCGCGCGGCAGCAGAGAAGGCUGCGGCCGAGCCUGAAACAGAGGGCUCAGCGUCGGAUGGUCAUGAGGAGCUGCCCCUUUUUGUGUUGGAAUCCAUUCUUCCACUGCAGCGGCUGCACUUGAACGUUUUCGAGCCGAGAUAUCGCGCGCUUGUGCGCGUUGCGCUGCAAAGCGGUCGGCGCUUUGGUUUGGUCGGAUUUGAUGCCAGUGGCAGUCAUCUGAAGCACGGCGUCGAAGCUGUCAUAGAGGUCUGCGAACAAACCCACGAUGGCAGAUUUCAGCUGCAGAUUGUCGCAAGCAGGCCAUUUAAGAUUUUGGAGGCCAGCCUCCACGAAAGUGGCUACCUCUUGGCCACGGUCCGCUUUCCCUCCGCAGAAAAGGUGCCCGCCUCCGAGGAGGUAGAAACGGCGGAAUCUCUUCUUCCGGAAUUGGAGGAGUGGCAGGGCUUCGUCCGCGCUGAGCGGCCACACCAGCUCGAGGGCAUCUUACGACAGCUUGGCCCACGACCCCCCUGCACACAGCCAGGAGCACCGUUUCAUGUAUCGCUGUUCUCUCCAUGUUUCUUCCGUCAUGGUCGCCACUAUAGUAGUAGUCGUCGUCGUGCCAGAAGCAGCAGUAGAGGUUGGGUUGUCUUCAUUGUCAUCAGUACUCUUCUGCUUUCUUUCCGGUAG
Symbiodinium sp. CCMP2592 is the source of this 912-nucleotide messenger RNA. The record is from the annotation of a GenBank genome assembly. Lineage: Eukaryota; Dinophyceae; Suessiales; Symbiodiniaceae.